ACAAAUUCAACCAAAAUUGAAUAUGUUUUGCUGAAAUCUUGAAAGUUGUAUUAAAUUAAUUAGAAUCCGUUAAAAUGAACAGUCUUUCAUUAAGGAUUAACCGAUCGGGGUUUAAUAAAAAUAAAAAUAACUUCGUUUUCGAACCGGUUUUAAUAGAAAAUAUUUGGAAUGAACAAAAUAAAGAUAUGGUUAGUGGAUUAAAACAGAAAUUCAUGAAGUCAACGACUACAGAUGAACAACUUAGUGUACUAAAGGAAAUAUUCGAAACAUUAAAAUCAGAAAUAGACAUAGAAACAGUUCAUUUUCUUGGGCUAGUAUUUUUACAGGCACAACCCAAACAUCCAGUAAAAUGCUUUCUCUCGAGGCAAAUAACAAAACAAACGAAACUACAGCAACCAUUUACAGGGACAUUAGCAAAAGAAAUAAUAUCUAUAACGAGACACGAACAUACUGAAUAUAAAAAUUAUGAAACUACAGUAUUGAGAAUAUCUACUUGCAUUGAAAAUUUUCCUGCUGGGGCAAAUGCUGUGAAAUUGGUUGAGAUGCAUUUAAUAGAUUAUUUUAAUGGAUGCUUGCAGUAUUGUGUGAAGUCUCUCAGAGAGACUCCAUUAUCACCGACAGAAAAGAAUGAAAUACACAACCUGACUCACUUAGCUCUACGAUUAUUGCUACACAUUGUACAGAAAACAGAUUCAGAAUCUGAAAUCAUCGUAACUAAGUUCAGCACAACAAGAUUGUUUAUCAAACAAUUACUCUUUGACGAUGAAGUGCCUAUGGACACUAAAUCAGUAUGUGGAAUAUUGUUCCUGUCACUACACUGUUUGGAAAAUGGACCAGAUUCUUGGCUGCAGGUUAAAAAGAUUUGUAUUAUUUUUUGUUGGGAAUAA
Molecule: messenger RNA, 887 nt
Organism: Bombyx mandarina (wild silkworm)
Lineage: Eukaryota; Metazoa; Arthropoda; Insecta; Lepidoptera; Bombycidae
Source: RefSeq, a predicted model, not a curated record